Messenger RNA from Staurois parvus, 315 nucleotides. Lineage: Eukaryota; Metazoa; Chordata; Amphibia; Anura; Ranidae. The record is from the annotation of a GenBank genome assembly.
GGAAGAGCGGAUAUAGUGGAUGCAGGGUCCAGGAAGAGCGGAUAUAGUGAAUGCAGGGUCUGGGGAGAUCAGAUACAGUGAAUGCAGGGUCCUGGGAGACCGGAUAUAGUGAAUGCAGGGUCCAGGGAGACCGGAUAUAGUGAAUGCAGGGUCCGGGGAGACCGGAUAUAGUGAAUGCAGGGUCCGGGGAGACCAGAUAUAGUGAAUGCAGGGUCCGGGGAGAGCGGAUAUAGUGAAUGCAGGGGUCCGGGGAGACCGGAUAUAGUGAAUGCAGGGUCCGGGGAGACCGGAUAUAGUGAAUGCAGGGUCCGGGGA